This is a messenger RNA of Erigeron canadensis, 2311 nucleotides long. Its product is annotated as E3 ubiquitin protein ligase RIN2. The record is from RefSeq and is a predicted model, not a curated record. Gene Ontology annotation, cellular component: plasma membrane; ubiquitin ligase complex; cytosol. Bases 288 to 2054 code for a protein of 588 amino acids. Gene Ontology annotation, molecular function: ubiquitin protein ligase activity; ubiquitin binding. The transcript has 13 exons. Gene Ontology annotation, biological process: positive regulation of plant-type hypersensitive response; ubiquitin-dependent protein catabolic process; protein ubiquitination. Lineage: Eukaryota; Viridiplantae; Streptophyta; Magnoliopsida; Asterales; Asteraceae.
UUUCCCGCAAAAUUUACCCAAUUUUCUCUCUCUUUUUUUUUUUCCUAAGAUCGGACACAAUUUUCCGCCCAAUAUAUUCUUCAUCGUCAUCAUCAUUGGAUCAAUCCAGGGUACUUAUACAGUGAUCUGAUAUCGAAAGAUACUCUGAAGGGUCGAUUAGGGGAGGUGUACAAAUUAAGCUGUAGUUUGUGGGCUUCUCCACAAAUUUUGUAGAGUGAUCAGUUCAACGGGCAAGGGGGGUCAUGUAUAUAUUUAUCUCAUGAAAUCCUCGAACUUUUGUUGCUCUAAUGAAAUUUUCCUUGAAUCCUAUGGGUGUGGGCUUUUUAUCGAUAUCGGCAGUCUGUACAGCUUUGAGCUUUAUAGGUCUCCAAUACUGGACAGAACUUUCCUAUGUGAAACUAAAGUCAGAUGGUUUGAUGGGUGAAAAUCUUCUUCAACCUGGGGUUGCCAGACGUUUGAUGGAACUAUUGUUGGCUUCUUAUACCACUUUUGCAUUGGUGGUCAAUUUUGUCCUCAACAUAUUUAUACUGAUCGUUUUGUCUCUUAAGACAGUAUUUUUUGUUGAGUUGCAUGCAACCGAGUCUCGGAAGUUGGUGGAGCGGCUUGUUAAUUAUGUUAUCUACAAGGGAACAUUUCUUCCGUUGGUAGUCACACCAACAAUAGUCCAAGCAGGAUUGUGGUCAACAUGGAUGACUGUCCUAUGUUCUUUGAAGAUGUUUCAAGCUUUAGCCAGGGACCGCCUGGAACGGUUAAAUGCAUCUCCUUCUGCAACUCCGUGGACUUACUUUCGUGUAUAUUGUGUUCUAUUACUAGUUAUCAUUGUCGACUCAGUCUGGAUGAGGAUGUGUCUACUGAUAUACCAAAAAAUACCAUCAUCUAUGUUUCUGUUAUUAUUCUUUGAGCCACUGAGUAUUGCUUUUGAAACACUACAGGCCAUUUUGGUUCAUGGAUUUCAAUUGCUUGAUAUAUGGCUUCAUCACUCAGCAGGCAACACUACAAACUCGAAAAUAUCAAAGCUCAUGGAUAUGUCAGCAGCAGGCUCAUUGUGGGAAUGGAAGAGUGUUAUAUUACGGAAUUUUGGUUUUCUUCUAGAUAUUAUGACUUUGUUAAUGGCUCUUGGUCAUUAUGUGUAUAUUUGGCGGCUUCAUGGCAUGACAUUCCAUCUUAUAGAUGCAGUUCUUUUCCUAAACAUACGUGCCUUGUUGAGUGCUGUAGCAAAGCGUAUCAAAGGCUUUAUUAAGUUAAGGAUAGCUUUGGGAACUCUUCAUGGGGCUCUCCCUGAUGCAACAUUGGAAGAAAUACAAGCUUAUGAUGAUGAAUGUGCCAUUUGCCGGGAACCAAUGGCCAAGGCUAAGAAGCUCUCCUGUAAUCAUCUUUUUCAUCUUUCAUGCCUUAGAUCUUGGUUGGACCAAGGAUUAAGUGACAAUUAUUCAUGUCCUACUUGUCGAAAACCUCUCUUCGUUGGCACAUCUGAUGGAAAUGCUGUACCUCAUUCUGGAGACGUUUCAAGUGAUGAACAACUUGCUCGGCAGUUAAGCUCUAGGCUUGAUCUGCAAAAUGUUCCUGGUCAUACCCUCCCAACGGGUGUAAUUGCGAAUCAACUUCAAACCCCUAUGGAACGUGAUGAUUGGAGGGGGUCAGGGCCUGAUGCGGGUUGGUUAGGGUUUGAUGGGGCUGGUCCAUCAUCAGCUAUCAGAUCUGGGGGUUUGGGAAGAGUUCAAAUGAUGAUGAGGCAUCUUGCGGCUGUUGGGGAAACGUAUGCUCAAACUGCCCUUGAAGAUGCUGCAUGGAACCUCUGGCCUAUAAAUUCAUCUCAAGCUAGCACGUCUACUUCAAAUAAUCCUUCUACCAGUUCCAUAAGACAUCGUGGACAUGCUGGUGGCUCACUCGUUAGGACUGCCCCACGUGUUUCAGAUGAUGAUUUAUCACACUUGCUUGCUAUGGCUGAAACUGUUCGUGAAGUGCUUCCUCAUGUCCCUGAUGAAUUAAUUUUGCGGGAUUUACAGCAAACAAAUUCAGUUUCUGUCACGGUGAAUAAUCUUCUUCAAAUGUAACUUUCUAUCUGCCGCUCACUUUUCCAGUGAAGUCAUAUUCUCUCCCUUGUAAUAACCAAAAAAGUGUGGUGCUGAAGAAGGUUCGCUCACAACACCCACACUGUAAGAUUUAUUCUAAGGUUAUAGUUUGUAUAUACAAAGUGUUUACAAAAAAAAGAAUAAGUUAGACAAAAUUUGUUAAAGAAACUGUAGCCCAUGAUAUAUUUGAGCUUUUAUGGGGAAACAAAAGCAAAAUUGUACGAGUAGUUUUUGUUUCA